Chroicocephalus ridibundus (black-headed gull) is the source of this 641-nucleotide messenger RNA. It is a transcript of the gene POLR2I, whose product is annotated as RNA polymerase II subunit I. Gene Ontology annotation, cellular component: RNA polymerase II, core complex. The transcript is spliced from 6 exons. The record is from RefSeq and is a predicted model, not a curated record. The coding region runs from base 90 to 467 and encodes 125 amino acids. NCBI's taxonomy places the organism in Eukaryota, Metazoa, Chordata, Aves, Charadriiformes, Laridae. Gene Ontology annotation, biological process: maintenance of transcriptional fidelity during transcription elongation by RNA polymerase II; transcription-coupled nucleotide-excision repair; DNA-templated transcription. Gene Ontology annotation, molecular function: DNA-directed RNA polymerase activity; zinc ion binding; nucleic acid binding.
GCCAAUAGGGACGCGCUCGGGAGGAAGGGGAGGGGCCCGCGCAUGCGCCGGCCGCCGGUUUGUCCUGCGCCGCCGCCGUCGGGGCCGCCAUGGAGGCGGAGGGCGGCUACGAGCCGGGCUUCGUGGGGAUCCGCUUCUGCCAGGAGUGCAACAACAUGCUGUACCCCAAGGAGGACAAGGAGAACCGGAUCCUGCUCUAUGCUUGCCGCAACUGUGACUACCAGCAAGAGGCUGACAACAGCUGCAUCUAUGUCAACAAGAUCACCCACGAAGUGGAUGAGCUCACGCAGAUCAUCGCCGACGUCUCCCAGGACCCCACACUGCCCCGCACCGAGGACCACCCCUGCCAGAAGUGUGGGCACAAGGAGGCUGUAUUCUUUCAGUCACACAGCGCCAGAGCCGAGGACGCCAUGAGGCUCUACUACGUUUGCACGGCCCCGCAUUGCGGCCACCGCUGGACCGAGUGACAGCGCCUGGAAACACUCUCAAUCUCAACAUUGCCACAGAUUGUGGCCGUUGCCCCAGAACCUGCCCCCCACCACCACCACCCCCAGCCCCUGAACCCCCCAACCCUGGGUCCACCUCUCCCCCCGUACCUGCUGGGGUGGCAUUUUGGUGGCAAUAAUGAUUAUUUUUGGCAG